AUGAUACAGCCUGAUGGGACAGCUGGAAGCGCCUAUGAUCUGAACGUGUUCAUGACCGCUCCAGUUGGACACGGGCUCAUUGUCAAUGACUGGCGGGUUGUCGGACACGCUCCCGGUGCUGAAGACACGUUGACCUACAGGAUAAAUGAUAAUUCCUAUUCUUUGUUCCAAGCCGACACCUCGUCCUAUGCGACAAAACUGCCUCCAGCAUUGUCCGCCUCCGCACUAAACUCCUGA
Molecule: messenger RNA, 237 nt
Organism: Laccaria bicolor S238N-H82
Lineage: Eukaryota; Fungi; Basidiomycota; Agaricomycetes; Agaricales; Hydnangiaceae
Exons: 3
Coding region: 1-237 (78 amino acids)
Source: RefSeq, a predicted model, not a curated record